Monomorium pharaonis (pharaoh ant) is the source of this 2500-nucleotide messenger RNA. RefSeq names its product chitin deacetylase 1 (gene ChLD3). Bases 919 to 2475 code for a protein of 518 amino acids. The record is from RefSeq and is a predicted model, not a curated record. NCBI's taxonomy places the organism in Eukaryota, Metazoa, Arthropoda, Insecta, Hymenoptera, Formicidae. Gene Ontology annotation, biological process: carbohydrate metabolic process. Gene Ontology annotation, cellular component: extracellular region. The transcript is spliced from 10 exons. Gene Ontology annotation, molecular function: chitin binding; protein binding.
UUUAUUGUUUAUGAUUUUAUUGUACUUAAUAUUAAUAAUUUUAAUAUUGGUUUGUAUUAAUAUAAUACAGGUGAAGGUGUGAUUUUACCGACAAACACGACUCGCGUGUACUUCGCAUUUAAAUAAUGAUGUUAACAAUUUUCUUUAAAGAUUAAUAAUAUUAUUUAAGUUGUUAUUUUAUAAAUAUUUAUACUAGCAAUAAGCGUUUUUAUCUGGCAACAGGUACUUUGAAUGUUAUUGCUAGUACUGUUUAUUACAAAUUUUUUGAAGCAUUGGUUAGCUGCAGAAUUGAAAACCUUUACGGAAAAAACACUCAAUUUUUUAUUUUACACUCAAAUUUAAAUUUACUCGCAAAAUUGAGUAUAUACUUAUUGAGUGUAUAUUAAAAAUUGAGAGUUAAUUCUCAAACUGUCAAUGUUUAUACUCAAUUUUGAGAGUACAUACUUAAUCUUUCAGCAUUACGAGAUAUUAAUUUUACAAGAUUUUAAGUAAAUAUUAGUAAUUAAAGAUAAAAAUCUUAUAAAUCAAGCUUAAAAAGUAUAAAUGGAUAAGAAAAUUAUAUUCUUCAUUAAUUUCAAGUAGAGUUAAUUUUCACAAUUUUUAACUCUAAAGUUUAUUAUUACAAAUUAUAAAGGUAUACGAUAUUUAUUGGAAAUGGAUGUUAAAUGAUGACACAAUAUCUAUAUCGAUCGACUUCAAAUUGACCGAAGUAUUAUCAAAUGUUGCGGUGUUCGAAGUUGCUGUAUUGCGAUCGUUAGAGACAAGUGAAAAUAGACAGUCUGGAAGAGAUCCGCAUGAUAUUAAACGCGAUGAAGCAGGUACUCGUCAUAUAAGGCAUGCUUUCGUAGACAGCCGUCAGUUUGAAAGUGCGAGCUGUCGCGCGUGGAACCGGUACAAAUCCGCGCGCAAGAUAUCGACAUGCGGUCGAGACUUUGUUUUGUGCUGAUCACGUUGCUCGCUGUUUCCGCUAACAUUGCGGCGGAGAAAGGAAAAUCCGGAGAAGUUCCUUGUAUAGACGACAACAAGUUCUAUCGUAAUCCUAAGGCACCAUCACAUAGUAUCUGGUCACCUGCAGAAUGCGCUAAAUAUUUCCUCUGCUUAGAUGAUGAAGUGUUCGAAUUCAAAUGCUCGGAAGGACUUCUUUUCGACGUCUCUAGGCAGAUUUGUGAUUUUAAAACAAACGUCGAUAAUUGCGACGUAACUUCAGAUGCCCAACCGGCGAAGCCGCUGCUUAAGGAUGGCGAAUGUGACGAGGAAAGCCUGGCCUGCGGAGAUGGUACGUGUCUUCCGGCUCUAUAUUUUUGUGAUGGAAGCGUCGAUUGUCCCGAUAGCUCUGACGAAGGAUGGUGUGACAUGAGACACGAUAUAAAUGCUGCGUCAGUUUGUGACGCGCAGAAAUGCCAGUUACCAAAUUGUUGGUGCUCUAAGGAUGGAACUCAAAUUCCAGGAAAUUUUACUGCACUCGCGAUUCCACAAAUGAUAGCGAUCACUUUUGAUGAUGCUGUAAAUGCUGAAAAUUUUGAACUUUACUCAAAAAUUUUUACGAAUGACAGAAAAAAUCCCAAUGGCUGUACUAUAAAAGGUACUUUCUAUAUUAGUCAUCAGUUUACAAAUUACAGAGACGUGCAAUAUUUGUGGAACACCGGUCACGAAAUAGCUGCACAUUCCGUUACACAUCGUGGACCCGAAGAAUGGUGGUCGAAGAAUGCGACAAUCGAAGACUGGUUUGACGAGAUGGUCGGAAUAGCAAACAUCAUCAAAAAAUAUGCAGCGGUUCGCAUUGGAGAUAUCAGAGGAGUAAGAGCACCUUUUCUACAAGUCGGAUGGAAUCGCCAGUUUCUAAUGAUGUCUGAAUUUGGCUUCGUUUACGAUUCCUCUAUUGUCGCACCUUUUUCCGAUCCACCUUUUUGGCCUUACACACUCGACUACAGGCCGCCGCAUCCAUGCAUACGUGCAGGGCAACUCUGCCCUACCCGUUCUUAUCCGAAUAUCUGGGAACUACCUCUAAAUCAACUUUUGGCAAAUGAUUACACAUGCAGUACUGUGGACUCAUGUCCCCCCGACUUAUCUGGCGAAGAAGUUUAUAAGAUGCUCAUGCUAAACUUUAAGAGGCAUUAUCUUACUAAUCGCGCGCCUCUCGGUCUACACUUUCAUGCAUCAUGGUUUCAAAAUCCAAUGUAUUUUUAUGCAUUUAAUAAAUUCAUUGACGAUCUACUUCGGUUGGAUGAUGUGUUUUUCGUCACAAAUCAUCAAAUUGUGGAGUGGAUGCGCAGACCAACACCUUUGAACGAAAUUGAAAAGUUUGCACCAUGGCAAUGUGCGAAACGACAUUUUGAACCGUACGAGAUGGCAUGUGACUUGCCAAAUAGUUGCAAAUUGCCCAGUAAAGUUCUUAAAUCAUACAGGUAUUUACAUACAUGUUUUGAAUGUCCAAAACAAUAUCCAUGGUUGAGAAACGAAUUCGGGACUGAGUGAAAAUGGUAGAAGCGACUUAUUAGGA